Messenger RNA from Closterium sp. Naga37s-1, 795 nucleotides. Lineage: Eukaryota; Viridiplantae; Streptophyta; Zygnematophyceae; Desmidiales; Closteriaceae. The record is from the annotation of a GenBank genome assembly.
AUGGCUGUCGAGGGGGAGGCAAGUGUGACAAGUGAGGCAGUAAAUGGACUGUUCGGAUUAGUGAGAGGGGAGUUGGCAGCAUUGAGGGGGGAGCUGGUAGUGGUCCGGGAGGAGGUGGCUCGACAGAAGGAGCGAGUGUUGAUGCUGGAUGAGAGAAACCGGGAUUUGGAAAAUGAGUUGAGGCGUGCACUGGGUGUUGUGGAAGAGAGGAGUGUGGCGACUGCUGCUGUGGUGGAGAAGGGGAGAGAGGUGGCAGCAGUGAACGGGGAACUGAUUCGCAUCAAUGCAGAGUUGGCAGUAGUGAAUGGGAAUCUGACUGCAGUGAGGGGGAAUGUGACUGCAAUGAAAGGGAAGGUGAAUGCACUGAAGUGGGAGGUAAAUGCAGUGAAGGGGGAGGUGAGUGCAAUGAAGGGGGAGGUAAAUGCAGUGAAGGGGAAGGUGAGUGGAGUGAAGGGGGAGGUCAAUGCAAUGAGGGGGGGUGUGAAUGCAGUGAAGGGGGAGGUGAAUGCAGUGAAGCGGGGGGUGAGUGCAGUGACGCGGGAGGUGAAUGCAGUAAAGGGGGAGUUGAAUGCGGUGAAGGGGGGGGUAAAUGCAGCGAGGGGGGAGGUGAGUGCAGUGAAGGGGGAGUUGGCUGAGCACAAGCAAUCAACUGCAUUGCAGCUGGAGGAGGCUGAGAGGAGACGAGUGGCGGAGAUGAGAGGGCAGAUGGAGGAAUGGGAGAGGAAGCUGGCAGCAGUGAAGGGGGAGUUGGCUACAGUGAAGAAGGAUUCUCCCAAGAAGUUGGAUGGUUUUUAG